CAUGAUUGUAUGAGUUGUGCUGGUGAGAACAUGUGUUUGUUACUUACUUUAGAAGAAGUCCAUUUAGCUGAAAGCUCAGUUGUAGAACUGUCUUUUCGUUAUGCCUGUCUGAAACUCAGUGUUUCCUCUACAUGGUUGCUCCUGAAUUAACAGCACUAACAACAGCAGUUAUGAAAAUGCUUGAACAUUUUGGAUGGACAUAUAUAAGUGUUGUGUAUUCUGCAGCAAAAGAAGAGUAUGAAUUUAUGUUUCAACACCUUCAGAAAACUGCAGCUCAGUCUGGAGUGUGUUUUGCUCUUGAAGAAGGCUUAAAAACUACAGAGAACAUGACUGAAGUGUCCAACUUGGUGAGGCUCCUUGUGGAAUCACGUGCAUCUGGUGCCAGAGGUGUCCUACUGCUCCUCUCUCCAAAUGACCUGCAAUUAUUAAUGCAAAGUGUUGGACAAGCCCUGGGACAUGGAACACUUAGACGAGAAGACCUUUUUUGGCUUGUUGUUAAUGUUGACGGAGAAGCACAACACAUUCUAGAACAAUACAGAAAUUUUCUUAGUGGAGUCCUGACAUUUGGUCCACAGAAGAGACCAGUAAGAGAAUUUCUGCAACAUUUGUGGCAACUGCAACUAGGAAGCAGAAGAUCUGAAAAGAAUCCAUGGCUCCAUAAAUAUUAUCAGAAGGUAUCUCACUGUAAUGAUGCAAAAUGUAAACAUUUGGUUGAAGUAGGCAGCUACACUGACUUCAAUGUGAUACAAGCUGUGUAUGCAAUUGGGAAAGCAUUUCAAAAUAUGGCAAAUGACAUGUGUUUUGUCAUGUUUAAUUCUACAUGCAUGGAAAAUAUAGAGAGGUCACCAUUGACUUUAAACCAAUAUCUCAGAUCAACAACUUCUGAAAGAGCAGAUGGUAUUCAUAGCAGCUUGUUUCAGUUCAAUGAAAAUGGAGGAGGAAAUGUUCCUAUUGAAAUAUUUAAUCUUAAAAGAAGUAUCCAUGAAUGGAGUCAUACAGCUGCUGAUGUUCACUAUGAAAGGGUAGCAUUAUUCUCGAACAGUUCACUUAACCUGUUGGAUGACGUAUACACAUACAGAGAUAUGGGAAGCGAGGUUGUAGUUUCGUCACUGACAUCACAGUGUGCAACAAGAACUAGCUGUUCACAGUGCAGAGGUCAUCAUCGCAAACUGGAAACAGCAGAAUGGGUGAGAACGAUAGCACUGAGGCAACAGGAAAAGACAAAAAACACAAAAUUUUAUGUUGCUGCAGCAUUUGAUAUACAUGAAGCAUCAAUAAACCCCAUGGAAUGUGGAUCAGAAUUACAUGAGAAAGGCAUUGAACAGUUAGAGGCCUUCUUAUGGGCCAUUGAACAAGUGAAUAAGAACAGCACAUAUAUAAAUCUUGCUGCUGUUUCAUUGGAUUCAUGUGGAAGCCCUGUGAAGGCUGCUCAAGAUAUAGCAGAUCUCUUAACCCUUCACACGUCUCUGAACAGAAAUGGAGCUUCCCAGAACAGUGCAGUUGCUUUUAUUGUUGGCGGAGGGACAAAUUUAGUAUCAGCUGUAAUGGAUUCAGUAAAUUACUUGAAGAUUCCAGUGUUUGCUUCAGAGGCCAGGGGCCCACUGCCUCACAGAAAGAAAUAUGCUCCAUAUCCACUCCAGCUGGCACCAACCAGCAAAGCUUAUGCAGCAGCUGUGCUAGCACUUCUUCAAAAUUUGGGUUGGAGUUGCUUUUCUGUUAUAUACCUACAGGAUGGAAUAGAAUAUGAAGACAGUUACAGGCUAUUUGUAGACUAUGCAUCAGUUUAUGAAAAUGGAUUGAAUAUGACCAUCAGUCUUCCAGUUCCACUUCAGUACACUGCUGGAAUAAUUAGAGAAUACCUUAAGGAAAUUGCAACAGUCCAUACAAGUGGAAACAAGAUAGUUGUGCUGCUGCUCCCCAAUGAAGUGGUGGAGCUACUUUUACGAGUUUUGCAGGCAAUGGAAGAUGAGAGUCAGAUAGCUGUUGGAGCUCUCACAUUCAUAGUGCUGGGAGCAGAGAAAGCAUUGAACACUUACAGUGAACAGGCUCUCGGAACUCUUGUCAUAAGACCUGCAGCAUCACAUGUCUUGGAAUUUGAAACUUACUUCAGACAUCAUAAUCUUAGCACAAAUACACAUAACCCCUGGUUUGCUCAAUUCUGGUCAACAGUAUUUCACUGUAGGGGUGCAAACUGCCACAAUAAACUAUAUAAAGACCUUCAGAGUUAUCAUUUUAAAGCGAGCACUUCAGUAGCCAAUACCAUCAACUCUGUCCUUUCCAUUGCUCAUGCCCUUGGAGCAGUGGCAAGAGAGCUGUGUCCAGAAACAAUACUCUCCGGACAGCACUGCUCAGCAAUGCAGGAUAUUGACAGAGUGCGACAUCGCCUAUUUGAAGUUGCUCCACAUAUGGCCUUUGUUGGAGCUGGGCUAAAUACAGUAGCAUUUUCAAAGAUGGGUGAAAAUACACAUGCUGAAACUGAGGUUUUAAGCUUUCAGCGAAAUAAUAAUGGACACUACAUCUUGGUACCAGUUGGCCGCAUUGAUGCCAAAGGAAAUGUGAAAGUUAAUGAAACGAGUAUAAAGUUAUAUUCCAUGAAAAGACGUGAUGAAGUCAGUGUAUACAAAAUACAAAGUCCUUGUGAAAUAGUGCAUGAUGGAAUUAACACUGUUUAUAAACCCAUUCUCAAAAAGGUUCCGGCAAAUAAAAACCUAUCUAUCUUAGGAAUCAUCCCUCUACAUGAGAAAGGAGAAGGCCAGUUUAACUGUGGGAAGCUCCAGUUAAAUGCAGCACUUCAUGCAGGUGCUAUAUUGUAUAAGCUGGAACAAAUCAACAACAAUGCAUCACUUCUUCCUGGAAAUGUUUUGGGAGUGACUAUAGUUGAUAGCUGCUUCCAACCUUCAUAUGUCUAUGGAACAGCUUUUAAUACUGUGACUAAAUCAGUUGGUGAUUUUUGGACAGACAACAAACUUGGCACUGCAUCCAAUAGAGGAUCAGACAUCAUUGCAGCUAUUACAAAUGAUGUCCAGUCUUCUGAAAACAUACAAUCUCUUUUGAAAUCAAAUGGGAUUACUCACAUUACUGUCCCCAUGGACAAGUAUACUUUGGAGGGCAUAGACCUCCACAAUGCAAAGUUCUGGGAAGAAGUUUUGCAGCACAAAGAUGCAGCCGAAGCUAUGCUUUCUGCAGCCAUGGCUAUGCGUUCUCAUUCUGUUGUCAUUGUUAGAGAGGCUGAAGAAUGGGCAGAGACUGCAUCAGAGCACAUUCAGAACCAUGAUUGGAUAAAAGAGGGCGUUCUGUGCCUUUCAGGAGUAUAUUCACUUUACAACAGAAACACAGAGGGCUUAGUUGGUGCAAUAAGCUCCUCAAAUAUGAUGGUAACAGAAGAAAUAACAAAAAAACUGAGACCAGGAACAACAAUAAUAUUGUUGUUGCAAGACCCGAGAGAGGUUCAGUCAUUCUUAAAUGUAUGCCACACAAUUGAUGGACUGAUAUUUAUGACAGUUAUACAGAAUAAUCAGAAACAAAUACAAGCAGGUUUCCACAACAUUGUUACACUUAAACCUCUACUUCACCAAACUGUAGAGGAAAGUGAGAUUCAGAAUUUCAAGGAGUGGCUAAAACAAAGAUUUAUUGGAUAUGGCCCAAAUGCAAUGUACUCAAUGCCCAAACCAUGGGUAGAUGAGCUUAAAGAAUCAUAUGGAUCUCUCAUCAUAGGAGAUCAGCUGAACAUCUCUUCUCCCAGCAUAUGGGAUACAAUGGAAAGUGUAUCAAUUAUUGCAACUGCAAUGAAUAAUGUAUUGGAAAACCACUGCAGUAACAUCUCUGGCACAGUAUCUUUGGAGAAGUGCGGGAUUGACUACAAUGAUAUAUUUAGAUUAUUAGAAGAAGAAGUUUUAAGUGCCAUUCACAACAACUGUGAACUCAGAGGUUUCAGUCUAUGGAAUGGCCAUCACUACAUUGGAACAUGGAACAAUAAUUCUGGUUUUAAAUUAAUCAGCCCUGUAAACUUUUCUACUUUGUUAUCAGAUUGUACAUCUGUUCAAUGCUCAGUAUGCAUGGAAGAGACAGAAUUGGAAAAGUCUUUCCAUGAACAGCCUACAGUUUACCAUAAUUUUCAAUACACAUGGCCAAUAGCCAUAGGAGGUAUGACACUACUAGGCAUUAUAGCAACAGUUUUGAUUUCAUUGUAUUUUCUUGGAUUCUCAUCUCCAUUCAGUGCUACUGUGGCAUGUCAUACAUCAGCCUUAGAUUACUUUAUGCUUUUGGGCAUACUGCUGCUGUUUACAUCUAACUUUACAUUCAUACUUUCCCCCACAUCAGCUGUUUGUGGAUUAAGAAGAAUUUUCCCAGGAUUUUCCUACACAAUAAUUUUCUCUGCGAUGCUCCUCAAGGCAUCAUCAAUAUGGAGAGAAAACACUAGGAAGAAGUUCACAGAAGACUGGCUCUUCUGUUCGUCAGGACUUAUAAUUAUGGCAGUUAUUUUAACAGUAAUACAGGUCAUAUUGUCUGGAGUCUGGUUGCUGCUUAUUCCACCUCAACCAUACCUGACUACAGAGACAGGCAUCAACUUUUGGAAAUGUUAUCCAAGUGGCAACUUUCAUGCACACCUGUUAAUAUCAUUGAUAUAUGUUAUACUACUCCUCAUAAUGGCAGCUGUUGUGUCCUUAAUUAGUUGCUUCAGUUUCAGAAAAGAAAGCUGCAGUGAAGAUGAGAGAUCUAAGGAAGCAAGAGGUAUACUAGCAGCUUCAAUUUUAACAGCUGCUGUAUUUACCUUCUGGGGCAUAAGUACAAUAACAGCAGUUUCUCCACAAAAUUCUGAUCUUGCAACAGCAACUGCUCAUUUGAUUUCAGCUUAUCUUCUGCUUCUAAGCCUUGAAUUAUCUAAAUUUUUACCAUAUAUGCAUGAUGACUCCAUAUCAUCAGGACCUUCAAACAUCAGGACUGUUUAUGAUAUUUCAGAUUUUCAUCCCACUUCUAUAAAAGGUCUGCCAGGCUUCUGUUCUGCUGCUCCAACUGUUCAGUUAGAUUCUACACAACAAGAUGAUGAUAUACUGGAUGACCCUUCACAGAUUAUACCCAGUUCACUAUAUUCACUUGAUAUGUUCAGCACAACAGAGAACAGACAAUUGGAAGAUGAUGAUGAAGAACAAGGUGAACACUGUGAACCAGGAACAAAUGAAUUUAUGCCACCAGCCAGUGCCAUUCGAGGAGUUGAAGACAGGCUGUCUAUCCAAGAAACAUUGUCCUACAUGUGAUUAAUACUAUCUGCAAGCAGCUAACAACAAAGAGAAAGCAAUGUUUUUGAGAUAUUGGCAAGAUCCAUAAAAAAGGUUAUGGUUCAUCUGCAGUCUUCUAUGAAUGACAAAUAAAGUCAUAAGAUCAAAAACCAUAAACAAAACUGUUAGUUUGUUAUAGACAAGGAGUCAAAGUGAUUCUGUUGUUGUCAUUUCCUUGUAGGAGGAUGUAUAUGGCUAUAGUGACCUGCAUUCCACAAAUAUACAAAAUAGAAUAAAAAUUCACUAUCAUCUUUUGUAGUACAACAGUUCAGAAAUGAACAGAGACAGAAGUUGUAAUAUAAUGGAAUUAUUGUA
Molecule: messenger RNA, 5591 nt
Organism: Schistocerca americana (American grasshopper)
Lineage: Eukaryota; Metazoa; Arthropoda; Insecta; Orthoptera; Acrididae
Exons: 20
Coding region: 132-5255 (1707 amino acids)
Biological process (GO): G protein-coupled glutamate receptor signaling pathway; regulation of synaptic transmission, glutamatergic
Cellular component (GO): membrane
Molecular function (GO): adenylate cyclase inhibiting G protein-coupled glutamate receptor activity
Source: RefSeq, a predicted model, not a curated record